AUGGACUAUGAUGUGGUUGGUCUUAAGGGUUCGUUUGGUGGUUUGGGUACUCCUCUCGAAGAAUCUUCGACUCUGUACGCCAUAGAGAAUACUAUCCGGAAGUCUUCCUAUGGUUCUAGUUGUGAAGGAUUAGAACUAGGAACUGACUCUAUACUGGUUGAAGAUCAUCCUUAUGUAUGGCUGCCGAAGUUCGGUAUUCUACGUAAGGAGCUACUAGAGGGUCCAGAAUGUCAAGAUAUCCGGGGCGGUAUGUCUACGGUCCUGGGGAACUCGGAGGCGCCCGAUAUGAUGGUCACACAAGCUGAACAGGGGAAGCUUAAGGACCUUCCAAGCGAGUAUCUAUGUCCAAGGAGUAGCGAGACUACGACCUGCUUAUCUGCACUGGCCAACGCGGAUACGGUCGAUAGGUCUGGUACUAGUGAUAUGGAUGAGAAGGGUGAUAACGACGACCCGUGCAUGCUACCAUCAACUCACAAGGGUAUCGUCUGCUCCGAAGGCUUGACAUUCAGGGUGAUCUCUGACGCUGAUUGUCAAGGUUACCAACGCCCUAACCCCUUGCCCAGAUUUGGUGAGGGACGGGUAAGGUCUGAUGGCUUCCAGGGUACCAUGGAAACACUGACCUGUCUUACUGUCCGUGAUAGUAAGGCGCCCAGCACACCCCUCACUGACAGAUUACUAAUCUGA
This is a messenger RNA of Perkinsus marinus ATCC 50983, 684 nucleotides long. RefSeq lists its product as hypothetical. The record is from RefSeq and is a predicted model, not a curated record. The transcript has a single exon. The coding region runs from base 1 to 684 and encodes 227 amino acids. NCBI's taxonomy places the organism in Eukaryota, Perkinsozoa, Perkinsida, Perkinsidae.